Ochotona princeps (American pika) is the source of this 2816-nucleotide messenger RNA. It is a transcript of the gene DNAJC14, whose product is annotated as DnaJ heat shock protein family (Hsp40) member C14. Bases 547 to 2685 code for a protein of 712 amino acids. The record is from RefSeq and is a predicted model, not a curated record. NCBI's taxonomy places the organism in Eukaryota, Metazoa, Chordata, Mammalia, Lagomorpha, Ochotonidae. The transcript has 8 exons. Gene Ontology annotation, molecular function: dopamine receptor binding.
CUGGUUUUAUAUGCCACGGACGCUCGAUCGUUGUCCACCACCCUCCAGUUUAGGCCAAGCCCAGGGGGACCGCCCAAGCAUCCCCUCCGAGUCUGCCCCCGGCCCUCAGGCAUUCCUGCAGAGAUCACCAAGAGCUCCGCGGGGAGCGGCGUCACCCUCGGACACCCCGCUCCAACACGCGGAGCGCGGCAGCGCAGGGCCCUUUAAGGGGUGGAGUCAGGGCGUUCCUUUGGCCAGCCUUCCUCUGACGUAAUCGGCGCGGACCGCCUCGGCGUGCGUCUCGCCCAACCGCCUUUUUUCUUUUCCUUCCCGUCGCGUUCCUGGGUUGACCCCGGAAGUGGAAGCCGGAGCGGGUCGGCUGUGGCGGCGGGGACGGAAGGCGGAAGCGGAGCGGGAACGGGAGGCGGAGCUGGGGGACUGGUCCCGGGCCCAGCUGCUCGACGCGGGAGGAGUUACCGCGGCUGUGAGGCUUCAGAAUUUAACCAUGAUGGCUGUGACUUAGCCCACCCGGGAAGCACCCCGUUUCCCCUCCCCCGCCCCGGGGUCAUGGUCCAGAAGCAUCCCGAAGAAAGAGGGUUGUGUGGAGCCCCCCAUCGCGGUAGGACCGCCCUCAGGACUCCAGAACCUUCCGUACACCCUGAAACAGUUUUUUGCUCAGGACUCAGGGACUCGGUGCGGACAGCUCCGAAUGGGACCCGCUGCCUCACCCAUCAUGCUGGGCCCAAAUACACACAGCCCCCAAACCCGGCCCACUGGGCGGAUCCAAGCCACGGCCCCCCACGGGGACCGGGGCCACCUAGGGUUCCAGAAGACCCUGAGCAGAGUGAGGCCUCUUCGGGAGAAGAGUCGGGACUCGACCAGGAUGUCGCGAGGGAGACUGAGGCCCGGGGCCAGGAGGAGGAUGGGGACCCUUCUUGUCCUUCCGUUCCCACCGCUUGCACCUGCCAGAGCACCUCUGGGGUCCCUGAAGGACUUUCCUCUGAUGGGGGAGAUGGCUCUUCCAGCAGCCUUUGCCACCAUUGUACCUCUCGGGCCUCAGGGGAAGAAGAAGAUUUGGAAGAAGAUUAUGACGAGGAAGAAUCCCUGAAGUUCCCCAGUGAUUUUGCACGUCUGUCUGGUGGAAAGAAACCUUCGUCUCGGAGACAGCGGCCCCGCCUCCCGGCCAAGGAGGAGAGCCGGGAAGGUGGACGCCGAGAAGCCAGGCCCCCUGGUCGACACCGUAUGAGCCGCAAGCGCAGUCAGGGGGAGAAGCGCCGGAGCAUGGGCUUCUGGGGUGCCAAGGAGCUCUGUCAGCUGGGACAGGCGGGCUUUUGGUGGCUCAUUGAGCUGCUGGUGCUGGUGGGAGAGUACGUGGAGACGUGUGGUCAUCUCAUCUAUGCCUGCAGGCAGCUGAAAGGCAGUGACCUGGACCACUGCCGCGUGUGGGUGGCCGCCUGGACUGGGCGACUGGGGGGCUGGGCCCAGGUGUCGAUCCACACUCUAAGCCAGGCGUUCUCCAUCGGAACAGGACUCCUCACCCGUUUUCUUAGGCUUCUGGGUGCUUUGCUGCUUCUGGCUCUGGCUCUCUUUUUGGGCUGUUUACAGUUGGGGUGGCGGUUUCUGGUGGGAUUGGGCAACCAGUUGGGCUGGAGGGAUAAGGCCACCAGGCUCUUCUCCUGGCUGGACUCUCCAGCCUUGCAGCGCUGCCUGACUAGGCUCAGAGAGAGCAGGCCGUGGCAGCAGCUGGUGAGAAUAGUUGAGCAGGGUUGGCUGGAGUUGCCUUGGGUCAAGCGGAGGACUGACAGCCAGGGGAGUGCACCUGCGGCCAGUGGGCGGUCCUGCCAACCUGAAGAGGAAGUGGCUCGACUCUUGACCAUGGCUGCAGUUCCUGAGGAUGAGCUGAAUCCUUUUCUUGUACUGGGGGUUGAAGCCACAGCAUCAGAUGCUGAACUGAAGAAAGCCUACCGGCAGCUGGCGGUGCUGGUUCAUCCUGACAAAAACCAUCAUCCCCGGGCUGAGGAAGCUUUCAAGGUUUUACGGGCAGCUUGGGACAUUGUCAGCAACCCUGAAAGGCGGAAGGAAUAUGAGAUGAAACAAAUGGCAGAGAAUGAGCUGAGCCGAUCAGUAAAUGAGUUUCUGUCCAAGUUACAAGAUGACCUCAAGGAAGCAAUGAAUACUAUGAUGUGUAGUCGAUGCCAAGGAAAGCACAGGAGGUUUGAAAUGGAUCGGGAAGCUAAGAGUGCCAGAUACUGUGCUGAGUGUAACAGGCUGCAUCCAGCUGAGGAAGGAGACUUUUGGGCAGAAUCAAGCAUGUUGGGCCUCAAGAUCACCUACUUUGCACUGAUGGAUGGAAGGGUGUAUGACAUCACAGAGUGGGCUGGAUGUCAGCGUGUGGGAAUCUCGCCAGAUACCCACAGAGUUCCCUAUCACAUCUCGUUUGGUUCUCGGAUGCCAGGAGCCAGUGGUCGGCAGCGAGCCGCCUCCAAUAGCCCUCCUGCUGACCUUCAGGAUUUCCUAAACCGGAUCUUUCAAGUACCCGCAGACCAUAUGUCCAAUGGGAGUUUCUUUGCAGCUCCUCAGCCUGGUCCUGGGCCCACUGCAGCCUCAAAGCCCAGCAGCACAGUACCCAAGGGAGAAGCCAAAGCAAAACGGCGGAAGAAACUGGAGCCCUUUUUCUCAUUUGAGAAUUCUUUCCCUACUGAAUAAGCUGAGAGUCAAGGGCACCUCCUACUGGACCAGAGAGGGGACACAUUGUAAAGUUUUGUGCAUUAAAUCAGUAUUCCAUCUUUCCUACCCAGCCUGAAGACAGGGUAUUUCCAUAUUUUUUUCUGCUGACC